This is a messenger RNA of Xenopus laevis (African clawed frog), 1464 nucleotides long. It is a transcript of the gene fam76b.S, whose product is annotated as family with sequence similarity 76 member B S homeolog. Gene Ontology annotation, cellular component: nuclear speck. Lineage: Eukaryota; Metazoa; Chordata; Amphibia; Anura; Pipidae. The record is from RefSeq and is marked provisional.
AUUUUUUAAACAGCGAGAGGACGAAGUGACGCCGAGCUGAGAACGAAGGGGGUAAUAAUUAAGAGACAGACGGGUUCUUGUUGUUGUUAUUAAAGAGUUAAAAUUCGACAUUGUACAACUCCAGGCCGCGGAGUGGGGGCGGCGCUGCUGGUGAAGGAGACAGAGGAGCGCGUUACGUGAAAGAAACACUGUCCGCCCCGUAGGAACGUGAAACCACCAUUACCAAGCCGGUGUUGCCGGAAGUGUGUGUGUGUCAGUGCCCUUCAGUGUUUCCGGUAUGGCCUCCGCGCUGUACGCCUGCACCAAGUGUCACCAGCGAUACCCGUUCGAAGAGCUCUCCCAGGGACAGCAGCUGUGCAAGGAGUGCCGAAUUGCUCAUCCGAUUGUGAAAUGCACAUACUGUAGAUCAGAAUUUCAGCAGGAGAGUAAAACCAACACGAUAUGCAAGAAAUGUGCACAAAAUGUUAAGCAGUUUGGCACCCCCAAGCCUUGCCAGUACUGUAACAUCAUAGCUGCAUUCAUUGGCACCAAGUGUCAGCGCUGCACCAACUCAGAGAAAAAAUAUGGACCUCCUCAGACAUGUGAACAAUGCAAGCAACAAUGUGCUUUCGAUCGGAAGGAGGAGGGAAGAAGAAAGGUUGAUGGAAAGCUGUUGUGUUGGCUUUGUACGCUCUCCUACAAGAGGGUUCUUCAGAAGACUAAAGAGCAACGGAAAAGUCUGGGAUCAACCCAUUCAAAUUCGUCUUCCUCUUCUCUUACGGAGAAAGAUCAGCAUCAUUCUAAACACCACCACCACCAUCACCACCACCACAGGCACAGCAGCAGCCACCACAAAAUUAGUAGUCUAAGUCCAGAACCAGAGCAGGGAAUAUGGAAGCAAAGUCAUAAAUCCAGUACAGUGAUUCAGAAUGAAACUCCAAAGAAAAAGCCCAAACUGGAAUUCAAGCCAUCUAAUGGAGAUAGUAGCUCCAUCAAUCAGUCCACAGACAGUGGAGGCACAGACAACUUUGUCUUGAUCAGCCAGUUAAAGGAGGAAGUGAUGUCUCUGAAGCGUCUCUUGCAGCAAAGAGAUCAAACUAUUCUUGAAAAGGACAAAAAGCUAACAGAGUUGAAAGCAGACUUCCAAUACCAAGAGAAUAAUCUGAGGACAAAGAUGAAUGGUAUGGAUAAAGCUCACAAAGAUUUUGUUGAACAGUUGCAGGGCAAGAACAGAGAAUUACUGAAACAGGUUGCCGCUUUGUCGAAGGGUAAAAAAUUUGACAAAAGUGGGAGUAUACUUACAUCUCCUUAAGGAAAAGUUCAACAGAAGGACACGGCGUAAUUCUGUGAAGCCCUUAAAAACACGUAGGGGAUGACGGGUAAAUUCUCAGUACCCUGGUAACAUUUGUUGUUUUUUUUUUGUUUUUUAUAUAUAUAGCUAGUACUUGGGUUUUUAUUACUACUAAACCAACUGCAACAAAGCAA